ACUCCCUAAGAGCACGCCGCAUGUUUUCAUUUAUUAUUUGUUUUGCUUUGCAAUCAAAUUGUUUAAAAAUACAUUUAAGGAAUUGGAAAUGAAGCGAUUAGCCGGAAAGAAGGACGAGGACAUCGCGGAGCCCUUGGCCAAAAAGCGACUGCAAGCCAAGGCGAAUUCCCUGCUAAAUGCCAAAAAUGUGGACAUCAAAACGCUCGAGGGAUUCGUUAAACUGCUGAAGGAUAGCCCUGAUAAUGGUGUGCCAGCUGGAGAAGUGAUGAAUGUCCUGGAGGUGAUAUUCAAGAACCUGCUUAAACGAAUAACACGCGAGGGUGAUGAAAAACAGGCCCUGAAAAUCCACAAAUUAUACGAGGAAACCUGGUUGCUCUUGAGGGAGAACCUUCUAGUGGAUUCAGAGGGUGCCGUGGCCCUGAAAGUGUGCAUGCAACUCAUCAAAGUGGAGGCCAAACAUCCAAUUGCACCCAGAAAAGGUUGGCCCACCCACAGGAUCCGGGAAAUUCUGGACACCCUCUUGAAUUCCGAGGAAACACCCACAAAUGCGCUCGCAAACUACGGGAAAUACUGCAAAAAUUUGGAUGUAUUGGAGAUUACUCUCAAGCAAAUACUGGAGCUAGUGCCCAAGGAUGACUUUAAGGACAUCCCGGUGAAGGCAAUGAACUUCCUGUCCAUUGUAAAUCUUCUGGAUUUUGGAAAAACGGUGCUAAGCACUGCGGAUUAUCAUGUGGAAAGCGCGAAAUCCCAUGCUUUUAAUUUGGAGCAAAACCAGAAGAGAUUAAACAACCUCUGGCUGGCUAUAAUGACGAAAGGCAGCGAAGUGGAAGAGAAGCUGCACCGCCAAAUAUUGGUGGUUCUGCUAGAGCGCGUCAUCAACCACCUGAACGAUCCCAUCCAGCUGACUGACUUUCUCAUGGACUCGCUGCAUCAGUUUGAUGGCCCCAUCGCCCUGCUAGCUCUCCAAGGCAUCUUCACGCUGAUGCAAAAGCAGAACAUCACCUAUCCGGAUGUGUACGAGAAGCUGUACAAUAUGUUCUAUCCCCGGAUGUUCUUCAACAAGUACAAGGCUCGUCUGUUUUACCUGGCCGACAUCUUCCUGACCUCCACUCACUUGCCGGAGAAUCUGGUGGCGGCAUUUGUGAAGCGCCUCGCCCGUUUGGCCCUGCAGUCGCCCACCGAAGAUGCCGUGAUUAUGAUCCGCUUCGUUUGCAAUCUAUUAUUGCGGCACACGGGGCUCCAGAAAUUGAUUCGCGCCAGUCACGCGAUCGAUGAAGUCAGCGAUCCUUACAACGACUCGGAAACGGAUCCCGUGAAAUCCGAGGCCAUCAAUAGUUCGCUGUGGGAGAUUACGCUGCUGCAGAAGCACGUUGUUCCGGAGGUGGCCAAUGCUGCCCGGUUCAUCAACUCCUCGCUGCCCAUCAUGGAAUUCGAUUUGGGACCGCUUUUGGACAGGAAAGAGUGCAACAUUUUCGACGACGAAUUGCAAUCGAAGGCCAAGCAGUUUGCCCUGAACUAUGAGCGACCCGCCAACUUGGCCCUGCCCAAAAACGAGUUCGUCACCAAGUACUGGGAGUUCAUCUAGAUUAGUGUUUUAAUAUGCUAAGUUUAAGCAGGAUUAAAGUGCGGCCUGUGUGGCUGCUGAUGGCCCAACUCGGCCCGAAACCAA
Molecule: messenger RNA, 1669 nt
Organism: Drosophila rhopaloa
Lineage: Eukaryota; Metazoa; Arthropoda; Insecta; Diptera; Drosophilidae
Product: nucleolar complex protein 4 homolog B
Exons: 4
Coding region: 89-1585 (498 amino acids)
Biological process (GO): ribosome biogenesis
Cellular component (GO): Noc4p-Nop14p complex; small-subunit processome; nucleolus
Source: RefSeq, a predicted model, not a curated record